AGUGCCUGUACAGCAAAUGUAAUUCUCAAAGGUCUUUGUACAGUGGUUCCGUGUCUGCCAACGACGCCAGUGGAUUGUCUGGUCUUCAGUGUAUGCGAUCUGAAUGCGCAUCACAUGAUGGCUUUUUACACGUAUCUGUGAUAGCAGCUUCGAUGCUGCCGUUAUCGAUGGUGGUCUGCUCUUGGAACUCGAUGAGCACGCCGAAGGAUGUGCAGAGGGAAGCUGUGCUGUUUCUGGCACAGUUACGUCACAGCGACAUCCAGCUGAUCGAACGCGCGAAAACACUUGUGAUGAAAGACAGAGAGUUUGCGCGGGAAGUCUUUUCCAGACGGACAGACGAAUGGACGCUCUUCCACGCUUUCGUUCUGCGGGGUGAACAGAAGCUCACGAAACUGGCCCUCAAGGCCGGAGUGAGUGCCAAUAUUGAAAUGGGAAGACCCGAUAACCUUCCCGGAAACUGCUCACCGCUCCACCUAGCGGCGCAUCGUGGUGACGUGGCGAUAAUCCAGCUUUUGCUCCAAAAUGGCGCAGACGUAAACAAGAACGAUUCCGAUGGCCAUGCGCCCAUUUUUUACGCAAUUGAGGCGAAAAACACGCUAGCAGUAAAGACGUUGAUAAAAUACGGUGCAGACACAUCCAAGUUCACGCCGGAACAGAAAUCUUUGUUUUGCAAUCGAACUCACUGGAGAACACGUGCAUUGUUGUGCUUUCGACCCUAAGGACGCAAUCCUUGAGACAAAUAUUAACAUAAUUUAUUUAUGUGCAUUGUGAUAUCGUUUUAUUUUUAUUUUGUCUCUCUAUUAACUGAAAUAUGCAAUUUUAAGUGACCGUUGCUCAUGUGCGGGUCAGAAGGUUGAAAGAAUGUGUUUUUAUACUUUGAUAUUUUUUUACACCAAAUAGUAUUUUGAAUUCAGAUGAAAACAGCUUUGUCAGUAAUAUCCAUGAAUAUAGUUCAAGUGUUUUGUGUUUUCAGUUUUAGAUUGCAGAUCACAUGGUUAAACAGUGUAAUACUGUGUUUUGUGUUUUCAGGUUUAGAUGGCAGUUCACAUGGUUAAACAGUGUAGUACUGUGUUUUGUUUUCGAGUCUGUGUGAUUUGGGGCUGGGAGGCGAUGAUCAGUUCUUUUGUGAAACGGUGAAAAAAGAACCUCAUUGAAUUUGUCCCAGAAUGUUUGUUUGGUUUUUGGUUUUUGUUUGUUUGUUGUUGUUUUUGUUCUGUGGGUGUUUGGUUUUGGUUUUUAGGGAGAGGGGGUUCGGGUUGUUUUGUUGUUGUUUUUAAGGGAGGGGGUUGAGUUGAACGAAAAUUCAAUAAUGUUCGGAUUUUUUUUAAAGAUUUCCUUCAAAUACGAUUAUUUCUGGAAUAACCACCAAGCGUGUUAUCGUAGUUGUGGUUUCAUUUCAUUGAGACGUGUUUAAAUUUUACACGUUCAAAAACAUAAUUGUGAUACAUUCCUUGUUCCAUCUGUACAACAGAUAUUGUUUGUUGACACGUAAUCUGUGUAGAUUUUGUAUUUUUCUAUUAUAUUUAUAUUUAUUACCUCUUGGUACGGUCAUAUAUGUUGUAUAAAUGCCAUGUUAUCUAGUUGUUUCGCGCUUACUGACCUAUGGACUGGUCGGUACUAAAAUAUGACAUUACGUUUGGUGAACUCCCAUGGUAAAUGCGUGUGUACAGGAGAACGGUUUCAGAAGUCGAAACCCCUCUUCUCUCCCCUGCUCAGGCAAUGUUCUUUUUAAAAACAAAUUAAAUAUCUUUUCAACGGGAGCAUGACUCACAACGCUCGCUAGUCUAGACCCCCCCCCCCCCCCCCCCACACACACACACACACACACACGCUAAACUCUUGCACACGCGCCGUGUCACGUAUUUAAAGCAAAGUUUAGUGUUAAAAAGCGGGCAUCACCUUUUUGUAGCGAUUUCUAACUCUUCCCCCCCCUCCCCUCCACAAAAACCAUUACCUGGAAAUUGAGUAAAACUUUAGAAAUGGUAAUAAACGAUUUGCCAUUAUCAAGUGUAUGUCGAGAGUGAAAUAACAUUAAUUUGUUUUUGAGGUUGAGUGCCUGUCAAAUGACCAGUAGGCCUAGUUCACUGGGGACAAACACGUGAUAACAACUGGUACCGAGGUUGUUAUUACAUUUAGUAUCCGGUUAUUGUUUGCAGUUGUCUUCUUCAUGUUACUGUGUAUUCAAAACACCAUUCCAAACAAUAUUCGCAGUUUUUCUAUUAAAGUUAAUGUUACUGUAAUAGUAAACCCCAAUAUAACAAAUGUAUCGGUUAGAAUGUCAUCCAGUUUUGAAAAUAUAUCCUCCAGCACGUUUAUUCCUUGAUAGUUACUGACAAUGUAGAAACGAUUCAAACAAUUUUCAUAACGUUUUCUUUCUUUAAAACAUUCAGUAGAAGAACGUUAACAUUAUUGAUUACAGAAAAGGAAGUACGAGUAAAAUGUAGUUGUGGGCAUCAACAAACUUGCAUACAUAAUCUAUAUAGACUGAAAAAGUAAAAUGUUCUAUUUAAUAUAUAACGUGUUGUCUUAUCCAAAGUCUACUGACGCCAUCAGGCACUUGUUAAUGGUAAGACUUAAAAAAGUCAAAUUCAUUAUGGUAUAGUGCUUAGGUAGGAACAAUAUUAAACACAAUACAAUACAAAUUAGCGGUAGAUAAAAACGUAUUAUACAUAUUAUAAACAAAAUUUUGCAUAUUUGUCAAGCGACUCCCAAUCUUUUUUUUUUUCCCAGAGUUAAAACUUUGUGUUUAUGAAAAUAGAACAUUGAUGAAACAGCAUCGGAACAGAAAUAAAGGUGAACGGUGGUUAAACAAUAAAUAAAUAAAUAAAUAAAUAAAUAAAUAAAUAAUUAAAAUAAAAAUAAAUAAAUAAAAUUAAUGUUUUGGGGGUUUUUGGGGGGUUUUUUGGGGGGUGGGGGGUGGGGGGGGGGGGGGGGGGGGGGUCAUGCCAUUGUGUGUUUUACCAAUUCAGAUGUCUGGCGAUGUACAGUGGUGAUAUAAGCAAUAAAAUCGUAUUCUCGCCAGUUACCCACAACACUAUUAAAUCACUGACAUUCUUGGAUAUUUCACAGAAUGCUAUACUAUAAAUGUGUAUAUGAUUCAAUGAACAAAGGUGCAUACCUAUAUAUUAAUUACGUGGUUGUCUAUCUUCAUGUAAAUCAAACAGAUUCAUUUGGAAAGACAUCGACAGUCUACGCAUUGUUAACUUGUUUGUCUAUCUUCAUGUAACAAACAUUUAAUAUUAUUGGGUUUUUGGGUUUGUAUGAGCUUUAUUUGUUGUCGUAAUUUUUUGCAAUUAAAUAUACAUAUGACCUCAAGGAAUUCUAAAACUGCAAUUUGGAGUUUUAUAUUUUAUAUUUAAACAUUUAGAAUAGAUCAUCAACUUCCGUUUUCUUCUCGUGACGUCAUUCCUAGAUGCCACUGAAACGUAAUGAACAACUUUAUUCAGUAGUAUAUCGGACACCUAUAGUGAAUGCAAAUAGGUCAAGUCGUGACCUCUCUUUACAUUAUAUUGUCCAAAAUGACGCAGUUGUGACCUGCAUGUAAGGAGAUGACGAUAUCCGUUGAUUGCAAAAACUCGAAAGGUUUAUUAAAGGUGCUUCGUCUUUUCACAAUAUUUAAUAAAUUUGUGUUAUUAUUACCCGUACACAUUGGGUUAAACAUGUCUUGGUUCAUAUCGAAGUGUCACGUUCCACUAAUCACGAUGAUGUCUUACGAUUGGCGCAGUACAACCUUACCGGAACGUCAGUCAAAGAAAUACAAAAUCGAUUAUGGGCAAUAAAUAGGAUAUUAAACUCGAUAACAUAUCCUGUCGCGGUUAUGCCCUUGUCUAGACAAAGAGUAAAUGAUCUGUUAAGUAUUCACAAUUACCACACAUUCUGACAAUACACCAAGGUGUAUUUAUUUCUAAAAUGUAUUUACACAAAUUGAAUAUGAUUAAAAUACACCAAGACACUGUGUUGAGCUUCUACAGACAUUGGAACAACCAAGAAUACAAGAUUGGAUGUACAGAGCUGAACAUUCUAAAGGCGAACUCGCACGUUACGAGUGCCUCGUACGAAUACAUCGAUUUUAUAUCAACAGAAACAAAAUACAAAUCUAGGCGUUGAAAGCGGAGGCUGACUUGCACACUGUUUCCAACUCUGAUGAAUAGGUCUUUCUCCCUCGUUGAAUAGUCCAAGUAAUAUAUUACUGACCCUUCCAGUUGUAGGCAUCUUACGACGCCAAUAUUUCAAUAUUAGUUCAUUAUAUUACGAAAGACGUAAGGACGUUUCUUUAAGUAUACAAAUAAUCUGUGUGCAUGACACAUUAGAUGUAAUAUUUUCACCUAUCGGUAUAAUAAGAAUGAAUUGGUUUAACGUUGUGAUACUGUGAAUUUUUGAAGACUACUUUUAAUGAAAUAAAUAUAAUGUUAUUUUCUC
Molecule: messenger RNA, 4419 nt
Organism: Gigantopelta aegis
Lineage: Eukaryota; Metazoa; Mollusca; Gastropoda; Neomphalida; Peltospiridae
Product: putative ankyrin repeat protein RBE_0220
Exons: 3
Coding region: 93-719 (208 amino acids)
Biological process (GO): piRNA processing
Cellular component (GO): pi-body
Molecular function (GO): protein binding
Source: RefSeq, a predicted model, not a curated record